AUUGUUUGAGUGGUUGUAAGUGAAAGGCGGAAUGUUAGACUAUUAAGCGCUCAAAAUGUCAGACAUUCUGACUACGACUCAGCCAUGUUCCUGGUUUAAAUCUGCCUAAUUGGCCGGGAGCGAAGCUAAUCCGAGGUCUAACUGAUUUUGGAAGGAUUUUAACUUGGUAACUAGCGAAACUUGCUGUAAGGAAGCAAAUGUUUAACAUAAUAUUUUGGGUGCUUUAUAAACGCGGCGGCAGGAUUUUUUAAUGAAAGAAAUUGGUUCGAAUUCUUAUUUUUGAUGUUAAGAUUUUUGUAUUAACAACAUUUUAACUGAAGGAGAGAUAAAUUAUUUGAAAAAUUAACAUUGCAUUGAGGAAGCGCAUUUACGUUUCAAAAAAAUUUGACUUCUCGCAAACUUUCUCUGACAGAUUACGAACUAAACCCUUAACAUGACAUUGGGAAAUUGGUACUUAAUAAGACAACUUACAGAAAACCUCAUUUGUGAUAAAACACCUAAAUUGUAAGAAAAAUGUUGAUUAGUAAAUUGUUCCUUCGAUUUUCCGAGCUAUGAGAAUUUUUUUCUUUCGGCAUUAAAUAAUCACCAAAUUUGAUUAUCAGGUACUCUUUAUUCGGUAGAUCGACUUGGCUUAGUUUUUCCAUAUUUCUGUAGUUACUUUGUUGAGCCGCACCUCUAAAAACGUUUUUUUUUUGCCACAGCUUGACAGCGAAAAAGGCAGCAGCGGCGAACAAACCACAGGAUACACGGCGCAGUCCUGUGACAGCCACGAUGUGAGGGUGAGGGUGUAGUUGUGGGGCAGGUGGGCAGAUGGGGGGAGUGGCGCGCCUGAACACUCCUUAAUUAAUUUCCAUGCGAAUGCGGGCGCCAUACGCUGGCCAGGCGCCGCAGGAUGUGUCCGCAGCCGCGGAACUGUGGAGCUAUGCAAAGUUAUGGCCAUGGGAGUUGGUGCUGGCCCACCCGGGCUCACUCGGUUACGUUGUCAGUUGCCAUUCACGCUCGGGACUAACCAGGUUGGCUGGCAGCUACGCAAGAGAACAGUAAACGAUGGGCAACAAAGUUGUGACAUUUACGGAGCAGGAACUGGACGACUACCAGGAUUGCACGUUCUUCACGCGCAAGGAGAUCCUGCGCGUGCAUAAACGAUUUCGUGAGCUGCGGCCGGAUUUGGUGCCUCGCCAAAUGACCGAAGGUCAGGCCUCGAGUGUUAAGGUUCCCUGCGAGUGCAUUGAGAAGAUGCCCGAGUUGCGUGAGAAUCCCUUUCGCCGGCGAAUAUGCGAGGCCUUCUCACGCGAUGGCCAGGGCAAUUUAUCCUUCGAGGACUUUCUGGACGCCCUCUCCGUUUUUAGCGAGCAGGCGCCAAGGGACAUUAAAGUUUUUACGCUUUCAAAAUUUAUGGUAAGUAAAUUUGAUCAGGACGGCUUCAUCGGGCACGCCGACCUCAUGUCCUGCCUGACAACAAUGACCAAGAAUGAGCUGAGUCCGGAGGAGCACCAGCAGAUUGCCGACAAGGUAAUCGAGGAGGCCGACGUCGAUGGUGAUGGCAAGUUAUCAAUUUUGGAGUUCGAGCACGUUAUACUCCGGGCCCCCGACUUCCUCUCCACCUUCCACAUCAGAAUAUAAAAUUGUCGUUCGCCCAAAUGCCACAGUGAGAAAAUAUCACCAAAUUAAAGGAUUUUUCAUUGGUGACAUCUUCAAGCAAUAAAAUGGUAAUGGAUAAA
Molecule: messenger RNA, 1721 nt
Organism: Drosophila gunungcola (fruit fly)
Lineage: Eukaryota; Metazoa; Arthropoda; Insecta; Diptera; Drosophilidae
Gene: Cib2
Product: calcium and integrin-binding family member 2
Exons: 5
Coding region: 1048-1623 (191 amino acids)
Molecular function (GO): calcium ion binding
Source: RefSeq, a predicted model, not a curated record